GGAAAUUCAAGCCAUUGACGGUCCCCCCACGCCAUGGCUAGCGCCGCGGAAGCCCCUAUCGCCGCGUCCUUCGCCGACGAUGAUCUUGGUUUCGACGUCGACGAUCUCCUCCAAAGCUUCUGCUACGACGAUCUCUUCGACCUCGACGCUGCCAUCUGGAUCCCUGAACCUCCCCCUCCGCCAUCCACCACCACGGAGGUGGAGAAGUCCAGUGAUUCUUCGGAAUCCGGCGGCUCCUGCGACACCAUGAAGUCCUACGUGAGUCAUCUCGAGAAAGUUCUCAUGGAGGAGGAGGGCGAGGAUGCUGCUGCUUUCAAGGAGAGCUGCGAUAUAGAUGACUUCGUCGCUUGUUUGUUCGCGGAAGGGUCCUGUGAUGGCGGUAGCGAGACUUGUACUACUGAAUCGGUGGAAGAAAUCCUCCGCAGGGGAAAGGAGGACAAGCAGGUGGAGGAGAUGCCGGCGACGGUGUCCGCGGACGGGGAGGACGACGAUCCUGUCAGCAAGAAGAUGAGAAGGCAAAUGAGAAAUAGAGAUUCUGCCAUGAAAUCGAGGGAGAGGAAGAAGAUAUACUUGAAGGAAUUGGAGAUGAAAAGCAAGUAUAUGGAAGCGGAGUGCCGGCGUUUGGAUUAUGCUCUCCAGUGUUGUGCAGCGGAGAAUUUGGCACUUCGUCAGUGUUUGCAGAAGGAAAAGCGAUUUGAUGUUGCCGCAGCUAAGCAGGAGUCUGCCGUACUCUUUGAGGAAUCCCUGCCGCUGGGUUCCCUGCUUUGGCUCGCCAGCAUCAUUUGCCUAUUCCUUCUUCCAGUUCUUCCCAACCUGAAUCUAGAGGGCACAGACAAUCCCGAAAGAGGCCGCGAUCACGAAAUUGCAGCAAUCGAAAGAGUAACAACUGAGACUCCAGAGGAAAAUAUAAAUUCAGGGUUCGGAUCAGUGAGUUUUGGGAAGAAAUGCAAAGGGACAAGGGCUAGGAUUAAGGAUCUUGAUCUUUUGCAUGCCAUUGAGGCAUCUUAGUGGUUCCUUAAAUUGGAUUUGGAUACUUCUUUCUACUAAAACCUUAUAUAAUUAAUGUAUGAACUCUAUGUUAUCAUCUGUUUUAUCAUGAUCAGAUGAUCUUAAUGCUAUGCUAUAACAAUUUCUUAUGUA
Molecule: messenger RNA, 1140 nt
Organism: Zingiber officinale
Lineage: Eukaryota; Viridiplantae; Streptophyta; Magnoliopsida; Zingiberales; Zingiberaceae
Product: bZIP transcription factor 50-like
Exons: 3
Coding region: 34-1008 (324 amino acids)
Biological process (GO): regulation of DNA-templated transcription
Molecular function (GO): DNA-binding transcription factor activity
Source: RefSeq, a predicted model, not a curated record